Messenger RNA from Saccharomyces paradoxus, 2118 nucleotides. It is a transcript of the gene POL12, whose product is annotated as DNA-directed DNA polymerase alpha subunit POL12. Bases 1 to 2118 code for a protein of 705 amino acids. The record is from RefSeq and is a predicted model, not a curated record. Gene Ontology annotation, molecular function: DNA binding. Lineage: Eukaryota; Fungi; Ascomycota; Saccharomycetes; Saccharomycetales; Saccharomycetaceae. Gene Ontology annotation, cellular component: alpha DNA polymerase:primase complex. Gene Ontology annotation, biological process: DNA replication initiation; DNA replication. The transcript has a single exon.
AUGAGCGGAUCUAUAGACGUCAUCACUCAUUUUGGGCCAGAAGCAGAUAAGCCAGAAAUUGUCACUGCAUUAGAGAACUUAACCAAACUUCAUGCAUUGACCGUCGAAGAUCUUUACAUUAAAUGGGAGCAAUUUUCCAAUCAAAGGCGUCAAACUCACACAGAUUUAACUUCCAAAAAUAUAGAUGAGUUUAAACAAUUUCUGCAAUUACAAAUGGAAAAACGUGCCAAUUUGACUUCAUCCACUUCCAAGAUAAAUGCAUCCACCAAAAAACCGGUGAUUAAGAAAAGCUUAAAUUCAAGUCCCUUGUUUGGUCUUAAUAUUCCAAAAACACCGACUUUGAAAAAGAGAAAAUUACACGGUCCUUCUUCACUCAGUGAUUCUAAGAAAACGUACAAUGUAGGCUCUGAAGUAGAAACAAAUGGAAGGGGAAACAGUUCUUUAAAAUUACAGUUUACGCCAGGCGUUUCAGAAGAUGCCGGGGUUGACAAUGGUCCAUUGUCACAUGCUAAAGGCUCUGACGCUAAGACUCCCGGCUCAUCGACGUUCCAAACUCCAACAACAAACACACCAACUGCAUUGAGGCAGAAUGAUACUGCUGGUAAGAUUCUGGAUUCCCUUAACCCUGAAAAUAUUGAAAUAUCAUCUGGUAAUCCCAACGUAGGUCUUGUUUCAACUAAAGAACUAUCAUCCAAUCAGGUCAAAGUUGAACCAUUCUAUGAUGCUAAAAAGUAUAAAUUCAGGACAAUGAGACAAAACUUACAGGAGGCCUCCGAUGUCCUCGAUGACCAAAUUGAUUCAUUUACUAAGAUUAUUCAAAAUCACUAUAAAUUAUCUCCAAAUGACUUCGCUGAUCCAACCAUUCAAUCCCAGUCUGAAAUUUAUACUGUUGGAAGGAUUGUUCCGGAUUCGCCGACCUACGACAAGUUUUUAAACCCAGAAUCGCUUUCGUUAGAAACCUCAAGAAUGGGCGGUGUUGGAAGAAGAGUGAGGUUAGACCUAUCACAGGUCAACGAGCUUUCAUUUUUCUUAGGCCAAAUUGUGGCUCUCAAAGGUAAAAAUGCUAAUGGGGAUUACUUCACCGUUAACUCUACAUUAACACUACCUUAUCCAAACUCACCAGUGUCUACAUCACAAGAAAUGCAGGAGUAUCAAGCAAAUUUGGAAGGUUCUUCUUUAAAGGUUAUCGUCACAUGUGGUCCAUACUUUGCCGAUGGUAACCUCUCCCUGGAAUUAUUGCAAGAUUUUAUUGAUCGUAUAAACAAUGAGGUGAAACCUCAUGUCUUGAUAAUGUUUGGCCCAUUCAUAGAUAUCACCCAUCCUCUGAUAGCCAGUGGUAAAUUGCCAAAUUUUCCCCAGUUUAAGACGCAGCCUAAAACAUUGGACGAACUUUUUCUGAAGUUAUUUACGCCUAUCCUAAAAUCGAUAUCACCACAUAUUCAAAUCGUACUGAUACCAUCCACAAGAGAUGCAAUUUCCAAUCACGCUGCGUAUCCACAAGCCUCUUUAAUUAGGAAAGCUUUACAGCUACCUAAAAAGAACUUUAAAUGCAUGACUAAUCCUUCCUCUUUUCAAAUAAAUGAGAUAUACUUUGGUUGCUCGAAUGUUGAUACAUUCAAAGAUCUAAAGGAAGUCAUUAAAGGUGGUACUACCUCAUCAAGAUAUAGGUUAGAUCGUGUUUCCGAGCAUAUUUUACAACAACGCAGAUAUUAUCCCAUAUUUCCAGGCAGUAUUCGUACAAGGAUAAAACCAAAAAAAGUGUCCGCCAAGAAGGAAACCAGUGGUGUAGAAAGUAAAGAAGAAAGAGUUUAUGAACAUAUAUCGGGCGCAGAUUUAGACGUGAGUUACUUAGGACUAACAGAAUUUGUUGGUGGGUUCUCGCCUGACAUAAUGAUUAUACCUAGUGAACUACAACACUUUGCAAGAGUUGUCCAGAACGUGGUUGUUAUAAAUCCUGGAAAAUUUAUUAGAGCAACAGGCAACAGGGGAUCCUAUGCACAAAUUACCGUAGAAUGCCCGGAUAUUGAAGACGGGAAGUUGACGCUCGUAGAAGGUGAAGAGCCAGUCUAUCUGCAUAAUGUAUGGAAGCGCGCUAGAGUCGACUUGAUUACUAGCUGA